CGAUAUAUCGUUAGGCCUUCUAUCGGCAGGAAUGAUAAUUCCUCUUUACAGAAUCUCGAAUUUCCACCUGGCAACAAAAGAGGCAAUUCAUCGUAGGUAUCGCGUUAAGUUAGGGGAAUAAAGAUGAGUUGCCUGAGAUUACAAAAGCGGUUGGCAGCCGCUGUAUUAAAAUGUGGCAAAAGAAAAGUAUGGCUGGAUCCUAAUGAAAUGAGUGAAAUUGCUAAUGCUAAUUCUAGACAAAAUGUUCGUAAGUUAAUUAAGGAUGGUCUUAUUAUCCGCAAACCUGUUGCUGUUCAUUCUCGGGCUCGUGUGCGCAAAAAUAAGGAAGCCAGGCGAAAGGGUCGUCACUGUGGUCCUGGAAAAAGGAAGGGUACUGCCAAUGCCCGUAUGCCGAAAAAGGUGGUGUGGAUUCGUCGUAUGAGGGUGUUGCGGAGACUUCUCAAAAAGUAUAGAGAAGCUAAAAAAAUUGACAGACAUUUGUAUCAUGAGUUAUAUAUGAAGGCCAAGGGUAAUGUGUUUAAAAACAAACGUGUACUCAUGGAAUUUAUUCACCGCAAGAAAGCUGAAAAAUCUAGAUCCAAAAUGCUUUUGGAUCAAGCAGAGGCUAGGAGACAAAAGGUGCGUGAAGCUCGUCGCCGUCGUGAAGAAAGACAGCAACAAAAGAAGGCUGAACUGCUUCAAGCUUUCCAGAAGGAAGAGGAAGCAGUAAAGAAAUAGAUUGUACAUCAUUGAUUUAAUAAAUGUCUUCUGUAAUAAA
Molecule: messenger RNA, 757 nt
Organism: Argiope bruennichi
Lineage: Eukaryota; Metazoa; Arthropoda; Arachnida; Araneae; Araneidae
Gene: RpL19
Product: 60S ribosomal protein L19-like
Exons: 4
Coding region: 124-717 (197 amino acids)
Biological process (GO): translation
Cellular component (GO): ribosome; cytosolic large ribosomal subunit
Molecular function (GO): structural constituent of ribosome; RNA binding
Source: RefSeq, a predicted model, not a curated record